Messenger RNA from Haplochromis burtoni (Burton's mouthbrooder), 561 nucleotides. Its product is annotated as Fc receptor-like protein 5. Gene Ontology annotation, molecular function: transmembrane signaling receptor activity. NCBI's taxonomy places the organism in Eukaryota, Metazoa, Chordata, Actinopteri, Cichliformes, Cichlidae. The transcript is spliced from 4 exons. Gene Ontology annotation, biological process: cell surface receptor signaling pathway. The record is from RefSeq and is a predicted model, not a curated record. The annotation marks the transcript as partial.
CACUGUCAACAGCAAGAGAUUAUGGAGGCUGCAGCUCUAAGUAUCCGACUUUUGACUGUUGUUUUAGUGAUGAUGGCCGUACAAGCUGACCACAGUAACUUUGCUGGUGCAGUUUUUGCUCGCGUUGUUCCAGACAGGUGUCAGUUCUUUGAAUACGAUAAUGUCUCUGUACAUUGUGAGGAAGAUAACAGCAUCGGUGAAUGGAGCGUGAAGUGGAAAUCCCAUAAAAUAGCAAACGCUUCCCUCACAUUGAAUAUAUCAGCAUCACCCUGCACAAUUUCUCCCCUCUUUGAAAGACACAGUGGAGAAUACUGGUGUGAAAAUGAAAAGGGAGAACGAAGUGAGGUUGUGAACAUUUCUGUCACUGCUGGUUUUGUAAUCCUGGAAAGUCCAACCUGCCCUGUGAAGGAGGGAAAUGAGGUGACCCUAAAUUGUACAAACAAGAAAACUCAGUCAGAACACAUAACUGACUUCUACAAAGAUGGUUUAUCUCUUGCGACCCGGUAUCAAAGCAGCAUGACCAUCAAAAAUGUCUCCAAGUCUGAUGAAGGACUCUACAAG